AUGCAGAUUCGAACAGACUUACAUCUCCAAGUUGCAACCCACAACUCGCUUGCUUCUCCUGGAACAUACAUGGGAGGAUCAUCAGAAAUGUUGUCACCUACCGUUACUGCUCAACAACCGAUCACACCUUCCGAUGGACAGCAUAGGGUCCAUUUUGAGUUUCCUGAUGGUCUUGUAGCUCCUAAUGGAAAUGGAUAUCAGCAACCGCCAGUUACUUCUGCAAUACCUCCUAUGGAUCAUCCUUACAUAGUCCAAAUGGAAGGCAACGAAAACGAAGCACCAAUGGAGGCUCCCGUCUAUUUACAGUCUUAUCCAGUUAUGCCAACGUCACAAAAUAACGAAUUGAUCAUUGCAUCACAGUCAGCUCUGAAUCAAAUGCAACACCACAAGACGGACAUUCAUACACUGGGAACGAAAUCUACCAAAUCCAGUCUAUCUGCUGCAGAAUCCAGUGUCUCGAGCACAAGCGUAGACAUGGUGCCUUUCUCCCAGCUGACUUCGUCAAUCAAUAACCUUGCCAUUGCCCCCGAUGUUCAUCCCAAACGUGCGAGGUACAAGCAGGUCCGAAAACAAGCUAGAGUGGUUGCUACAGCAGGUGGAAUGGUAGUCGGAGGUCUGACGCUUGGACCAGCGGGAAUUGUGGUUGGCGCUGGUGUUGGAAUGGCCACCAAUCGAUAUUACAAGCGCAAAGAUAAAAAGGCGCAGCAGAGGCACGAACAAAACUCUUUUCAGCAAGCGGCCAAUGAAUCCAUUGUAGCUCGACAUCAAGGUGCUUUUUGCUAG
Cylindrotheca closterium is the source of this 783-nucleotide messenger RNA. Lineage: Eukaryota; Bacillariophyta; Bacillariophyceae; Bacillariales; Bacillariaceae. The record is from the annotation of a GenBank genome assembly.